Guyanagaster necrorhizus is the source of this 2832-nucleotide messenger RNA. RefSeq lists its product as uncharacterized. NCBI's taxonomy places the organism in Eukaryota, Fungi, Basidiomycota, Agaricomycetes, Agaricales, Physalacriaceae. The transcript has 14 exons. The coding region runs from base 1 to 2832 and encodes 943 amino acids. The record is from RefSeq and is a predicted model, not a curated record.
AUGCAUCCUGGCUGCAAGAGUAAACGAUUCCGCCAAUUGGCUUCUUUGCGUACUUAUCUGAGGUGGGAGCCCGCCAGCGGUGUUGCAAACUGCCAGGAACUACUGCAAAGAUUCUGGCAGCAUGUCGGCACCGAUAACGAGGACUAUCAAUCCGGUUAUGAAACCCAUGCAAAGGAGAGCUGGAUAAGACUAGAAAAGGCCCGGUUCAAGAAGAGAUUUGGCAAGGAAGUCGAGAGACCGCAAUCGCUUGACAAAGAGAGCGAGGAUGCUUAUUUACCCAAAACCAAAUUCGAGCGUAAAAAAACUUCACAGAAGAAUUCCUCCUCUUUCAAAGGGAGGGCUAAACAGAAGGCAAGGAUCCCGAUGAGCGAUUCGUCGGAAGAUGAUACACCGCUCAGUAGUGUGUCUAAAAUCCAGACGACGGGAACGAAGCGAAAGAGGAGUGAAUCUACUGUACUAUCCUCUGACUCCGAUCAACCUCUCUUCAAGGAAACAGCCAGUUCUCAGCCUGAGAAAGACAUCAAGGGGAAAGGCAAACAGAGAGAGCUUUCUACCGCCCCCGAUGAAAACAAUGCCGCAUCACUAUUUUCGGAUCGAGAGCUGUCUUCCGACAUUGUCCCGGAAGCCACGGUCAGGACAGAUACAUCGUCAAAACCUGAUUUACAUUUCCAGGCGGCGUUUAACUCAAAAGAACCUGAUCUGGCGCCUCCUUCUACAUCUGAUCCUGCCCCGCCCCAAAGUGCUGUCAGUCAAGUUGCCUCUCAACACACACCCAACGUCCCUCAAAUACCUACGCCAACAACUGCACAAGCCUCGACGCCAACUGUUCCCCAAAAAAAGACGUCCAUCCCACCCUACAAAGCUCCACCACGGAUCCAGAUGAUUGAUAUCCCUGCAGGCCGCGAUGCUUUCGGUGGGAUCUCAGUGAAGCAGCGCUUAGCUCAGAGUGCCCUGGCGCCUACAAAUCAUCAGGCUAGCACGAAACCUCCUCUUCCUUUAAGGAAGGAUUCUGCCUUAAGCAAGCUUAGUUUCACCAAACGCACUGCUGCCCCACCUGCGCCGGCAAAUCAAUAUACAGCUACUUCCCCGAAACCAGGUGUCCUAGUACCGAAGGACAACCAUCCCCCCAUACGAUCGAGUAUCUCACACUCACCACGCGUCACCUUUAGCGCCUCUCCCUCUGAUCAGUUUAUGCAUGAGGCUGAAGAAUUUCUGCAGGAUAUCAUGCCUCCCGAAAUACCGAAAAUAUGGAAGUGGGAAGGCGAUAUGUUCUGCUUACAGGGCAACAAGGAAAGAGUGGCUUAUGGUCGAGUUUCUCUCAUUGAUGCAACUCCCGUUGCCAACAAUGGGAUGCCACUCAGCGUUGCAUUCUCCGCUACAGUCACUUCCUUAGAGUUUGGCUCGAUGUAUCAUUCAGUGGAUGUGUCACAUUGUCUUUCGUCUUGGAUGCCAGUUUCUCAGUUUGCACGGCUAGUUCCCCUGGAAGACAUUGGGCGUACUCGUCUAAAGAUUCUUUCCAAGUAUAUGGAGAAGCAUGAGCUUGUCGGAAUUUCGCCAACGAAGCCCUCUUUCGAGGAAACCGUGGAGUCCCAUGUUCUUUACUUCCCUGCUUCGUCGCAGAUUGUCAAGCACUUCUCUGGCAUUCCCAUAAUCAAGAACGUCGAGACCCUGUUCUUUGUGGCCAUUCUAGCGAGGCGUAUUCGGGACAAGCCAUCUAUACCCGUAUUGUCUUUGAGCGAGUGGAACGGCUUCAAGGACCAGUCCAAAUACAUAAAAAAUGCAGAAUUUCAGCAUGCUCUACGCAUACUCAAAUAUCCUCCGUGGCUCCACGAUUUCCUAUCGCAAAAACGACGCGAUUAUUGCGUCUGGUAUGAAGAUGUCAAACAGGACAUGCGCGGGAAACAGAAACCCUUUGAUUUGAAGGGUGGGAACUUGGAGACUUAUUGGCUUGCGACAAUCCUGGAGCAAUAUAGAGGCACAAAUAAGGGGUACAAGGCUGACGUUGAGGUUAUUUUUGUGCAUGUCGGGGCUGUAAAAACGCUUCACAAACUUACAGCUUUGGUGGAACGGCGGGCCAAGAGGCCUGACAUCCUCUUCGUUACGUUUGGAACGCAUCAGAGAGUACAUCCGGAGCGAUGGGGAUUCCGACGUAUAUAUCCGAUAGGAGGUAUAGUGACAUUCACAGCAAAGGCUCUGGUCGAAGACCCCUUGGGUAUCGAUCAGCGAGUCUGUGAAAUAUCGGAAAAUGACAACUGGGAGGCAUAUGUCAUACCUGCUGCCCUCGGGAUGGCAGUGCACUUGCACUACAAGAACGAGGAUGCGUUGGAGGCCUUUGAUAAAGGCGAGUUUCUGUACGAUUUCCUUCUGACGGCCAUCGACGAAGGGAUGAUUUCGUUCAUGUGUUCACCCCCCAUAAAUUCCCAUCCUGUGUGCCCAACUGAGCCGUUUACAGCAAAGCCUUUUUCUGAGCGCCGUUUCGAGGAGCCUGUCCAUGACUGGCUUCUAGACCAAGCUCUCAUCAUUUCGGCCGGGCCCCGAGAGAUCUUGGAAUAUUCCAUCCGGGAAUUCAGAACGAAAUAUGCCAACCAGUCGGAAGACCUGUACCCAUCGCUGAUACAAACAGACCUCAGUCACGACCUUCGGCUCAUGCAGCAGCAACCUGUCAUUAUGGAUCGAUAUCGUCGUUUUGUAGCAUUAAAAGGCGAGCUCGAAAAGCCUUCAGAACGGAAUGGAGUUGAAUGGUCGACGACGUCCACCUUUGAUUGUAAAGAUUGUUUUUUCAAGUACAUGCAGCGUAAUGCAGCCCCCCAUGAAUCCCAAAGCGAACUGUAG